CUUUAUUAGUGAGCUGGAGAGUAAACUUGCCCUGGAGCGAAGUGAGCGUGAAAAAUUGGAAACUGCUUUAGAAGAAGCUCGACAGAAUGUGCAGCAGCCAACAGUACCCCAUCGAGCCCCUGAACAUUAUGAGAAAAAAAUUAUGGACCUUCAAAAUGAGUUAGAACAGGUUAGAUCACGUCUGAAAAAAGCAGAGCAGCAGUCUGAAGAACCUCCAUUAUUACGUAAGAUCCAAGGACAGAUGGAGGACAUGCAGAUGCAGCAUAGAGAGGCAAUUCAGCAGGAACGAAUUCGAGCUACAGCAGUGGAAGAAACUGCAAGAGACUUGGCUCAGUGCCAUGAAGAGCGAGUGGCAUCUUUAGAAGCUCGCCUCGCUGAUUUGUCACUUACAGUUGCAUCUUAUGACCGAACCCGGCAAGAUGAUCUUCAAGCUAUACAGAAAUUAAAGGAGAAAGUAGCAGAAUUGGCGCAAGAAAAUACCUUACUUGUUUCACGUCUUGGACCAGAUUCUGAUAAUAAUGAUAUGGAUAUAAGUUCACUCUGUCGGCGACUCACCAAGUUAAAAGACCAGUUAUUACAUGCCAACAUUAAUGCUCGUCAUCCAGUUGAUAUUGAAAGUAUUCUGUAUGGAGGAGAAAAUCUUCAUAUUCGAUGUCAACAGGAGUAUGAUCAACUUAAAGAGGAAUUUGAAAGAUACAAGAUAGUCUCAAGACAGCAGUCUGUGAACACUGGGGAAACAUCAUGCAAAGGAGAUUGCUCAAAACAAUUAGAAGAUUUACGUCAAAAAAUAAGGAACCUUACUUCAGCUGCUCAACUAGCCGCUGAAUCUCAUUCACUACAAGUGACAUCUUUACAUCAGGAAUUGUCUUCCCUAAGGGGCGCACAUGAUAAUCAGGUGCGACGAAUGGAAAAUGAACAUCGAGCUACAGUUGCAGCAAUUGAACAGCAACUUUCAGUGCAGCAACAACGAUCAUUAAGUACAAUGAGUGAGCGGGAUGGUGAAAUUCAGCGUCUCACUGAAAAACUGCAUCAAUUGAGUCAAACACCCUCUCAGAAUGGAUUAGGCAGUUACGAGGCAGCUGCUGCUCUUUUAACGCAAGUAAGUGGUGGCAGUGAGGGACCACUUUUACACCAUUUGGAAGAAUUAGCUAGGAAAGAUCAAGAGAUAUCUCAGCUGAGAAAAGAGAAGAAACGUGUUGAGACAACCAUGAGAGAAGUACAAAUGGCAGCUCUUGUCAGAAAGCAGGCACAGCAAGAUACCAUUGAGGCUUUAGAAGAGGAAGUUGAAAGAUACCGAAGGAAUGUUUCCAGAGAAGGUGAAAACUUGGAGUAUCUCAAGAAUGUAGUUCUCCAGUACAUGACCAGCUCUGAUGCAGAUUCAAGACAACUGAUGCUAAAUGCCAUUGCUGCUGUCCUUAAAUUCACUACUAAGGAAACAGAAAGUGUCAAGAAAUAUAAUGCUCUUUGGUGGUGGCAGCCAGCACCAAAGAGUAAUUUAGGUGCAAAAUCAUUACGGUAAAAUGCUGUGCCUUGGGGAGUGAUAUGGUUUUGCACUUCCAUCUUACUGGUUACAUGCUUUAAAAAUUUUAGUAGAUUCUGAGGAAAGUCUGUAUUCUCAAUGUAUUCCACAUUCCAAUUUUAAACACUGAAGAGUAGGUUCUUAAUUUACAAUGAAUAUUUCUAGUUAAAAUAUGUACUAUUUGAGUGGUGUUGUAUUGUGGGUUAGUAGACUGUCUUCCUUUAUUCAAAUUUAUCAUUUGUUCCUGAUUGCUAUUGAUAUGAUGCAAAUAGUGUACGUAUGUGGAAAAUGAGACAUUUGAAUGCAACAAACAUUCAACCAUCUCGGUUUCACUGUGCCAAGUGGAGUGCCUUGUAGAUCAUGUUUGCAUCAUCUGUAUCUGUUAUUGAAACAAUCAUAUAAAUUGAUUUUCCAGUAGUACUUUUAUGAAGGUAAUGCAUGAUUUAGAUUUUGUAUUUUUUAUCCAGCAGUUUCUUUAUAAAGACAGGCAUAAUUUAAAGUUGUGUUUAUUUUCUAGCACUGCAGUUCUUUUUUGAAAACUUGCAUGACUUGGAGGUUGUGUUGAUGUUUAAUUUUGCUGAUAUUUCUCUACUUUACUUUUAAAGAUUUUAACAUGUUUUUAAUUUCUUUGUGGACAAGCACAUUGUUUAAGCUUGUGAUAAAUUAAUUCAGUGACAAAUUUUAGAUAUACUAUAUUACAUUGAACCUUCACUUUGAUAAUUGAAUACAAUCUUAAUUUUGCUGGACUGGAAUGAUUUGAGAUCAACUAAAGUAAGGUGCUUUCUGUUACAUAUUUUUUCUUUAAUAUAUAUCUUGAAAUUUUUC
This is a messenger RNA of Macrobrachium nipponense, 2344 nucleotides long. Its product is annotated as GRIP and coiled-coil domain-containing protein 1-like. The transcript is spliced from 9 exons. Lineage: Eukaryota; Metazoa; Arthropoda; Malacostraca; Decapoda; Palaemonidae. The record is from RefSeq and is a predicted model, not a curated record. Gene Ontology annotation, cellular component: Golgi apparatus. The coding region runs from base 143 to 1519 and encodes 458 amino acids.